Perca flavescens (yellow perch) is the source of this 1665-nucleotide messenger RNA. RefSeq names its product G protein-coupled receptor 18 (gene gpr18). The transcript is spliced from 3 exons. Gene Ontology annotation, cellular component: plasma membrane. The record is from RefSeq and is a predicted model, not a curated record. Lineage: Eukaryota; Metazoa; Chordata; Actinopteri; Perciformes; Percidae. Gene Ontology annotation, molecular function: G protein-coupled receptor activity. The coding region runs from base 316 to 1335 and encodes 339 amino acids. Gene Ontology annotation, biological process: positive regulation of Rho protein signal transduction; phospholipase C-activating G protein-coupled receptor signaling pathway.
GAAAGCUGUAGCCUUUUGUGUUCCAACUACGUAGAUAUUGUAAAGGAAUCUAAAAGUACAGAAACUACAGCAUGCGGGUAACUCAGGAAGUGAAGGGGGCUUUACACUGUGUUCAGUCUCGCCACCAUUUCCAUCACUUUACCCUUUGAGAAAGCAUUCACUUCCCUGUUUUGGCUGAGUGCUCAGAUAAAAUCGCUGUGCGGCUUCAUAAACCUGUUGGCGCAAACUUGUCAAGAUGUUUGUGUGAUUUCUGAGACUUCAAAACUCGAGUGGACUAAUGAGGAAUAAUGUCUACAUAAUGUUCAAAAUUUCAGAAUGAAGCUGGAUCUAAACUUCUCCAACAUGUCUGUGGAGUCUGAUGCUGUAAAGCCAGAGCAGGGACCGGUGGAGUACCGCAUGGCAGGCCUGAUCUUCUACGGCUUCGUCUUCGUCAUAGGAGUCAUAGUCAAUGUCACUGCUUUAUGGGUGUUUUCUCUCACUACCAAGAAGAAGAACUCUGUCACCAUCUACAUGAUAAACGUGGCGGUGGUGGACCUCACCUUCAUCCUGCUCCUUCCCUUCCGAAUGGUCUACCACCACCAGGACUAUUGGCCCUUUGGAGACAUUUUCUGCCGAAUCAGUGCAGCUCUCACCAUCUUCUACCCCUGCAUGGCUCUGUGGCUGUUUGCUCUGAUCAGUGCUGACCGCUACAUGGCCAUCGUUCAGCCAAAGCACAGCAAGGAGCUGAGGAAUGUCCCAAAGGCCGUGGUGGCAAGUAUUGGGGUGUGGCUCAUGACCAUGGGCAGCACCGUACCCCUGCUCUUCUCUGAGGAUGAUCCCGAUCGCGUCUCCAACUUCACCACCUGCAUCAAGAUGCAAGACAUCAUCUACAUGCGCCAUGACAACCUUGUCAACUUUGUGCGGCUCAUCUUCUUCUUCCUGGUCCCCAUAUGUAUAAUGAUUGGCUGCUAUAUUGUCAUUGUGGAUAAUCUGAUCCACGGCCGCACCUCUAAACUCAAACCUAAAGUGAAGCAAAAGUCCAUCCGCAUUAUCAUCACACUGAUUGUCCAAAUGUUGGUGUGUUUUGUGCCUUUCCAUGUGUGUUUAGUGCUCCGUUUGGUGGGGACAGGCGAAGAUGGAGGGUUUAGCACAUGGGCGGUCUUCACCACAUUCCUGAUGAACCUGAGCACAGUGUUAGAUAUCAUUCUGUUCUACAUUGUCUCCAAACAGUUCCAGGACAGGGUGAUCAGCGUGAUUCUGUACAGGAACUAUCUGCGAAGUGUGAGACGGAAGAGCAGACACACACACACAGGCAGCAUCCGAUCAAUGAGCAACCUGACCAGCGCAAUUAUAUGAAACAACCGUCAAACGUUCAUGUCAAACAGCGCACUGAUAUGUGCUGUGCACGCUUUGGAUCACAAUGUAACACUGAAUGCUUCACUGUGUACAUGGUUCAUUAUCAAAAGGAUCUAAACUUGCAAUUAAUUUCCAAGGUGUAAUUUACACUCACAGUAUGGGAGUGCUGCUGUUGUGGCAAAAACAUCUGUGUUCAGAGCUGAUUGACUCACCCAUGAGACUUGAGAUGUUUUUUUGUGCAUCUUUGCUUUGGCAGACAAAGCACGAGUAUGUGUGGCUCAGGUGUAAUACAUGCAGGCGAAAAUAAAGCUCAUAAUCAUUCAAAACAUA